Oppia nitens is the source of this 978-nucleotide messenger RNA. Its product is annotated as phospholipid phosphatase 2-like. The record is from RefSeq and is a predicted model, not a curated record. Lineage: Eukaryota; Metazoa; Arthropoda; Arachnida; Sarcoptiformes; Oppiidae. Gene Ontology annotation, biological process: phospholipid metabolic process; phospholipid dephosphorylation; signal transduction. The transcript has 3 exons. Gene Ontology annotation, molecular function: phosphatidate phosphatase activity. Bases 1 to 978 code for a protein of 325 amino acids.
AUGUCAUUAAAUAUAUCUAAAAAAAUUUUAAUCAAAUUAAUUGUCGAUAUAUUUUCGCUACUAUUUGUCGGACUAUUUGUACUGUUUCUCUAUCUAUUUGCCAAACCCUACAAACGCGGCUACUUUUGCAAUGACCUAACCAUACGAUACCCCUAUAGGGACAGUACAAUCAAUAGUUAUUCGUUGGCCGCACUGGUAUUAUUGCCCAUAAUUGUUGCCGUGGCCAGUGUCGAGACCUACCGAUACAAAAAUAGUCAGUAUACUAGCAAACUGGACAAAACAUUGUUAAGGGAAUUGUACGACAAAUACAUACCGUUCCUGUUCGGCGCACUCAUGUCCAUACUGUGCACAUACAUAGCUAAAGUAUCGGUGGGUCGGCUCCGACCCUAUUUUUACGGUGUUUGUCAGCCGAAUGUUGUAUGCGAUACAAUAAAUGUCUAUCAAUAUAUUGAAGAUUUUGAAUGUACCGGCACUGAUGGGGCGCCUACCGAAGCCGUCACAGAGAUGCGUAUGAGCUAUAUGUCAGGCCAUUCCUCGACAAUGGCCUUCUCAAUGGUAUAUCUGGUCAUAUAUCUACACAAACGGUUUCCCGUUCGUAAUUCACAACAGCAUACGGCACUGAUCCGGGCCCUCGUACAGGGUCUGGCAUUGAAUUUGGCCAUUUAUGUCGGCUAUACCCGCAUAUCCGACUAUUGGCAUCACUGGAGCGACGUUAUGAUCGGGCUAAUACAGGGCGCACUGUCAGCCACACUGACCGCCUACUAUCUGAGCGAUUUGUGUACCGAUGAUGAUGUGGACGGCCUACCCGUCGGUCUAGUUUUAAGCGAUAAUAAUAAUACUAAUAAUAGUCGUAUGAAUACCAGUGGACCAUCUAAUGAGUAUAAUCUGGAAAGUGGUAGACUAUCUAUCGGACCUAAUAAUAGUAGUAAUAAUAAUAAUAAUUUUCAUAUAAGAUUAGUAAAUCAUACAAGUAUUUAA